GGGUAGUAAGCGCGUGGAGGUGUGCGGGCGUGCUCUUUCCACCUCUCUCUCGCGGCGAAGCCACCGGCUCGUCGUCGUCAUCCGCCACUGCUGCUUUUUUUUCCGCCGUGUAGAGUAGCGUAGUGUAUAGUAGUCGCGACUGGCGUGGUUGUCAGCUUGCCGGUCAGUCCUCGUCUCCGAGUGGUUUGUGCCGUCCUCGUCCCUUGACUUCCCGUCGACGAAGGAAAGAGAGAUUUCGGGCCCACCGUGUGAUCGCAUCCACCGUCCUCGUCCCCGUAUCACCUCUCGCCUUUCUCGGUGUCUUCCUCGCGUGGUGUCUGGGCGCGCGCGUCGCCGGCAUGGUGAUGAUGAUGCCGCGGUGAUUCGGCGCUUGAUGUGUUGUGCGCGCGGCGCUACCGGGCCAGCGUCGUCAUGUUUCCCUACGAGAGCGGCGGCGGUCAGGGCUUUCUCGAGGUCGGCGGCGGUGGUGGCACUCAGGUGCACCAGCUGAUGACGCCGCCGCCCGCCGCCGCCUACCAGCACCACGGCGGCAUCAUCAACGGCCACCAGCACCUGCACCAUGCUCAACACCAGCCUCCUCCUCCGCCGCCACACCACCACCACCACCAUCAGAUGGUGCACUAUCAGCCUUACGGGUCGGAAGGCUUCGACCAAGAUUCACCAAGGUAUUCCUCUCCGAAGCCACCGGGCCUUUAUGGGGAGCCUUAUUUUAUUGACGGGGGCCAUGGUGGAGGAGGUGACCCUUGGUCCUCAAACCAAAGCCUGCAGCCUUCUUCAUACUCUUACCUGGGGAACCAGACCUCACACCUGCCCUCCACGUCGUCUGCCUUCUCCUCCAUGCACCUCCCUCCCGAAUCAAUGGCAUAUGGUGCCGUGUCUCCAGGCCAGGAGCCCACAGGCCUAAUGCCUACAAGCCUUCCCCCCAUGUCGAGCUUCCGCGGGGCCGCUGCCUCCCCGCUCUACUCCUCGCAACAGAACAAUGGCAGCAGCGGCAGUGGUAGCACAGCUGUUGCGGUUGCAGGCAGCACAAACACCGGCACCGUGGCACCCGCGUCGGUGCCGACUCCCACAGCGGCCACUGGUGGUAGUGGCGCCGUGGCUGGCAGCACCAAUCAGGGCACCUCCCCGGCGCCCGCAGCAGCCGAUGUCCUGUCGUCUCGGACGGCGGGCGUACCUGUUGCCGCCUCCGCAAACUCCUCCGCGCACACUCCGUCGGCCUCUUCGCAGACGGGGGACACCCUGGGCAAGGCUCUUGCCUCGCAGUUGUAUUCAGCCGACCACCCAGGGAGCAGUUUUUCAUCGACGUCUUCCACACCUGUCAGUUCACCUCCUCCCCUCUGUGCAGUAUCUCAAUGGCCAAGGAAUAAUGCACAGUCAAGCCAACCUCCGUCUGGUUUCCAGGAAGCUACAAUGCACCAGCUGCAGACACGAGGGGUUCUAGAGGAGCGGCUGGACGAUGCGCUGAGCAUCUUGCGGACUCAUGCCGAGGGUGCCUCCCUGGGUCCCGCGCUGGGGCCUGCGCUGGGGCUCACGCCCGGUGCACACUCCAACGGACUUCUGGCUUCCUUAACAGCAGGGCACCCCUUCUCACCUGGCAUGCCUACCCUUGACGCACACGGAGCAAGCCCACCUGCCCUCUCUGACAGUUCUAUGAGGAGCAGGACAUCGCUAACGACUCCAAACAGCCAGAAUCCAACUCAUUAUGUGGAGAGCAGCCCGGGCAUCAAGGUUGAGAAGUGCAAGGAGGCCGCCGACAAACUGGAGCACACCAAGAUCAGCCCCCCGAACUCCCCGGGUCCCCUGGGCGCCAGCCUGACCACCCCGACUGCCACGUCUUCCUCUGGGGGAGGAAAGUCCAGCAAGAGGUCUCGGAGCCGCUGGCAAGUAGCUGCUGGAAACAAUAGCAACAGCGGCCACGGUGACGCAUUUGCCGGCUCCGGAGAUGAGGACGAACCCCCAGAAGUUAAGGCAGAGCGAGAAAAGGAGAGGAGACAGGCGAACAAUGCGCGGGAAAGGAUACGUGUAAGGGACAUUAACGAGGCGUUCAAGGAGCUGGGCCGAAUGUGCAUGAUGCACCUGAAGACAGACAAGGCCCAGACAAAGCUGAAUAUCUUACACCAGGCAGUGGAGGUCAUUACAAGCCUGGAACAGCAAGUCAGGGAGCGAAAUUUGAACCCCAAGACAGCGUGCCUGAAGAGGCGUGAGGAGGAAAAGAGCGACGAGGGGGCCAAGCUGGGCGCCCACGGCCUGGCCCACCCGGGUCCCGCGCUCGAUGCACUGGCACACCAGAGGCUGGCCUCGCUGCCUGUAAGUACCCUAUGGACCGAGUAUUCGCAACCCAUGGAUGGGGAAACAAGUAACUCAGAAAUGUGAAGUUCUCAGCGUUACGAAGGGUUCCGCCAGGCCUGUUCGACAACACAAGUUCUUGGAUUUUGAAGGAGAGACUUCUUCCAGCUUCCAGUAGAAUGAACGAGCAAAAGAAAAAGGGGGACGCGUUUUACUCUGCAGCAGCCGAAGAGGAAAGCAGCCACCGUUCUUCCUUCCCGACCAGCACCACCUUUUCUCGACACCUGUUGUCCUCCUCAUUCUUGAUUGAUUUUUUUUUUUUUCUUUUCCAUUUACUCUUACACGAUGAGAUCCUCGUUCCCUCAUUGUUCAUCACGCCCGUGCCCAAAAAACGCACAGAGAAGCAGGUUUGGCUAUUGCACCAGGACUCUUAUGACCUGCUUCGUGCUUUUUUUUUUUUUUUUUUGACAAGUGGGGGCGGGACUUGCUGUCGCGACUUGUAUACAUACCAUAAUGCAUCUCUCAUCGCAGAUCAGUGCAUUUCAAUGUUUCACGGAGGAGGAAAGCAGCGGCGGCGAGAUUGAAAAAGGAAAAAAAAAAAAACGGAGGGCAGCGCUUUUUGUUUUCUUGCGCGCGUGUGCUGUUGUAGAAUCGCUGACAAUGCUGUAUUUAAAACAAAAACGAGCGGAGCAGGCGACGCUCCCAUCUACGUGGCUCAACAAAAACGCACCUUGCAAUUGUUUCCUCCCAGUGGGAAGCUCGUCGAAGCACCCUUCUUCUUAUCUUACUACAAGAGAGUUUUUAGCUGGUUUGCAUCUAUGUUACUUUUUACAGAAUAACCGGUUACUGGAGACGUGGGCGUAAGGCACAAGAUGGUGCCUUGGUGGCACCAUCUUGUGGCGAUGGAUUUUAACCAGAAGGGACACAGAGCUGUUAUUUCACACCGCAUUCUGCUCAACUUCUGUUGUAACGCAUCGGUAAUGGCAUAGAUAACAAUCCGUCUGUUCCCCUCGACAACAACGCUCGUGUAACGCGAGAAACAUUUCACGUUUGUUGCAUGCUUGCCAACUUGUACGAUUUUAUUGUGCAAUGCCCAGUUCUUUUAACUUUUUUACUGUUGUCAUUAUUACCACAGGUAAUCUAAUUAUUACCACAGGUUUCAUUUGCACCUAGGGCAAAACGUAUUUCAAACAAAUAUGAAAAAAUACAGCCGGUGACGCCGUUUUUCAUAUCCACCCACGGAGCUGCUGCACCAACUUUAGAACCAAUGUACAGCGGCAACAGAAAUUACAUGCACAUUUAAUGAAUGGAGUUUUUAUGAACAUUAAAUGGUUUAAACAGCUGUUUGUAGCCCUUAAGUUUCGUGUUAUUCUGAGAUGGAAAAUUUUCCACUUGUGGCACUGAUCAUUCUAGAGCAAAGCACCUAUUGUCAGCGACCUUGGAGAUGAAAGCCUGCGAUUCUGUAAUAGCCAGGCAACAUCCCGAGGAACCAAGCAAUUUAUAGUGUAUUAGUACUUUUGGCUACGAUUGUACUAUUUUUAUCAACUUCCAAGGUUGGCAGGUCUGACAUUGCACUUGACCACCGUGGCGGCUUAGCGGCUAAUGGCAUUGUGCUGCUUAGCAUGAGGUCCCGUACUCGAUUCCCAGCCACGCCGGCAGCAUUUGGAUGGGGGUGAAAACACUCAUUUACUUUGAUUUAGGUGCACGUUAAAGAACCAUAGGUGGUCAAAAUUAAUCUGGAGCUCCCCACUACAGUGAGCCUAAUAAUCAGAUCGUGGUUUUGACACAACCCUAGAUAUUAUUAUUAUUAUUAUUUAUAUUUUUUUGCAUUGUAGUUAACAAAGCAUCACAAUGUCUCGCUACCACUGUUGCUACUGCCAUCCGCGGCUCCAGUAACUGGGCAUUUCGUAAAAGGGUAAACAUUUACGGACAAGCUACAACUGUCUUUCAUUGUUGUUUUCUUUUCUUUGUUUCUUUAUUUUUUCGUCUCGCCUGCCUUGAAUGAUGCGUGUUCGCUGAGCUGCAAGGCAGGUUUUUCAUGCAGGAAUUUCAACACGAUUGUUCGGUUUCUGUCUCAUUUUUAUUUCUCCUGUUUUAAUUUAUUUUUGCGGAGAUUGAUCACUCAAUUUAUUUCUCCUUUCUUUUGCUCACUGUCGUACUUUCUUUUUAUUUUAUUGCUCUCUUUUUGUUUUCCCCUGAGGAGAAAAAAAAAAUGUGUGGCAUGACUGUCCUUUUUCGAGUGCUUGUUUUUGUGAGUUUGCGUGCCUCUUCAUGGACGUGUGCAUGUGUGUGCGAGCAAGGUUAUAUACAUAAAGAAAUAUAAAUAUAUAUAUAUAUAUAUUAUACACGCGGACACACUCGAAAAAAAAAUGUAUAGAAUCAUCUGUUUUUUCUUCAUUGUCAUUUCUAUAUUACUGUAUAAACUUUUGACGGGAGGCUUUUUUGGGUGUUGGCUUAGUGUUUGUCGACGAAGAAGUUUGAAAACAGGCGAUAGAAAGAUGAUGAUUUCUGUUUUGGCGCUUUGCUGAAGGCAGUGUUCGGUGUCUUUUUGUUUUUGUUCUGCUUUUACGACUCUUAGGCCCCAUUCCCCCCCUCCCCCUCCUCACCUCUCUUCUCCACUCUAUUGCAUUUAUUGCAGCUGCAAUUUGGGACUGGAUGCUGCACUACUGGCCUGUCUUGUCUUUUUUCUACGUGGCUUAAUUCUUCAUCUAUUACGUGGGCAGCCAUAAUUGUCGCAAAACUGGCUACUGUCUCGGUUUUAGGUGUUCUUGGCUCAGCUUUUGAACAACUUGUACUGAAAUCGACAAGAAGGUUGAGACUGUAGCAGGCAGUUACAACUAGUCAUCUGAUGGUGUGGGAUCCUACCUACCCUGUUUCGAUUAACGCUGCACGAGCAUUGAAAGCCUUGACAAUAACGCUCUGGAUGUGAAAUGCCCAGGCAUCGAGGUAUCUUGCAGAGGAUUGUUGCAUCUUUGCUGAAGCUUUGUAUGUGCUAUCGUGGACAAUUUAAAUACAAACAAGUUAGGGCUAACCAGAACACAUUCUUUCAGGUCUGCUUUCGAUAAUAUGUAAUAUAUCAGCGUGGCUUCCAACUUGUGUGCUUAGUGUUCGGCCGCCUAUAGUGUCUUUGUCACCUCAUGAGUAGCUGUGCGAGAUCAUGCUCUCGAUUGAUUGCUUGCAAGAGGUGCUCUGCUUUGUAAUCUCUUGUCGUUCAUAUCUCAAUUGUUCACGACUGUGCCGUACGGGACCUCGCGUUUUUAUGUUAACCACAUUGAAGGACGAUAUUGCAGCAAGGUUGCAUUUUGUUGUCCGCCCUGUUCAGUAAACUUAGCACCCCUGCCUGGCUAGUUUCUCCACAACAAAAGAAAAACCAUGGUCGUAUGUGCAGCCUUAAUGCAUUGGGGAAACGAGCUGUGUGGAUACGUGGUCCCGUUUCACUGCCUUAAACUUGAGGUUUGAAUGAAAUGGUCAAACAAUGAUGCUGCAUGUCUUCAAAUGACGCGGACCAAAAGCUGCAAUCAUGUUAUCAAAUUUGAGUGAGAGCAAAACAGCGCUAAAUCAUCUCUUAAAGUUAAUAAAAACGCGGGUCACUACAUGUGGCAGUGAUGUGCUUUGCCAUUCACGUUUUCUGUUCAGUGCUGUUAACAAAUGGAAUAUUGUUUUAAACGAAAUUACGUAGAAACUGCAUUGGUGGCUUGCAAGGUGCCAAAGGUGCUGUUCACUUGCAUGCCUUCAGUAAGCUUUACACCGGCGGUCUUAAUGAAGAGCUGAACGUAAUUUUUUCAAGAUCGAUAGUCGAUGGUUAGAAAUGAAACGCUUCUGCGCAUGCGACUAAGUACACUUAGUGUGGAAGUAGCAUGAAGUUGAAUUAUCACCGAAAGUGAUGAUAGGUUAGGAACGUAGCACAUAGUUUCACACCUGCAAGUUAGGUUGGUAGAAGCAGCGACAGUGAAAUAUGGCUGGUUGGCAGACCAUCGCGGUGCAACGUUAUACAAUGCCUCUUUGGCCGUGGCAGUCUGUUGCUUGUUUCAGUGGCCAGUGGGACAAUUAUGGCUUCUCAUGCACGACAGGCGUAUGUCAAUGCCUGCACGUAGGUGCGGACAUUUCUUGCAUACUGUACUGAUGUACUUUUUGACAGUCGAAGACUGUGGCUCGGUUGUCUUCAGCUGUAAAUUGUGCAGAAAAAAAAUAACUUUGACGAGUGUCUUUUAUUUUUGUUUCGCGAUGGUGAUUAUUAUUCAACCGUACUCUUGUGUUCUUACCCUUUGACGGUAGCCCAUGAACUUGUACAGCAGGUGAUUUGCGAAGGAUGCAUUUAUGUAAUGCGCAUUUCUUUAGCAUUUAUAUAUAUAUAUAUAUAUCUUGCGAUGAAUGUUGAAAUUUCCAUUGAAGGCUCUUUUUUUUUUCCCCCCUUUAGCACGGCGGGUGUUACGUAAAUUGCAGUGGAAAGGCUUUUUUGCACUGUGGAGUUGCCAAAAGGAAGUUGACCAUAACACAGGGUUUAGAAGGUUGAAACAGGUGCAGUUUGUCAAAUACCAUUCAGUCUGGAAACAAACUGCUCAAAAGUGUUGCUUAUCAACUUGACAUCAAUGCAGCAGUGGGGUGUCAUUCCUGCGAGACACUCUGUUUCAUAUUUUGCCUGCAAUCUGUAAGAUCUAUGUAAGUAUCACGUAAACCAAAUUAGCCACAGACUGAAGCUUACGGGAGUCUAAAAUAUUUCAUCAAAAAUAACAGCUAUGACCAUCACACGAGAGACUGCUAAAAAGUAAUGCAUUGCAAAGUGACGAGACACCCACGUGUCUUUUAUCUGUUACUGCUUGACUUGUUCUGUUAACGUUAAGUUCAGUCACAAAAUGUUUAAAAAUUAUUGCUUGAAAUGUGUCUUGACUAUUUUUUGGGCCCUAAAUUUUGUAGUAUGCAUGCAAAGUAUGAAACAGAGUAUGUCACACAUCAAAUUGCAAGUGACAACUUUCAGAAGCCACGCUGCAUCACCUGUCUGGCAGUUGCGUUGUUGCAAGCAUGGCUUUUUAAAAUGUCCUAAUUUGCAUGUACUGGCUGAGCCAUUUCUGGUUUCCGUAUCUGUACACGCUCUUCAGCACGCAAGUUAUUUCUGAGGCGUGGCUCAUGACAGUAUUUGCAGUCACUGUAGCAGUUACCUGGUACUUCCACUGAGGAUUAAAUUGUUGCGAAGACAGUAUAGAAUUUGCUUGUUACUUUGCAGUGGAAGACCUUCUUGAGAAACUGUUUCGCCUGUUGAUAUUCUCGCAAUGGGGAACAUAUUUGGACAUUCAAAAAUACAUGUGCGCCUUCCACGAGGAACUCUUAUGAUCCACUGCUGUGGUGACUCGGUUGCUAUGGCGUUGUGCUGCUGGACACAAGGUUGUGCUUUCAAUCCUCGGCCACAACUUCAAGGGGGCUGGAAUUCGGAAACACUCGAGUACUUAAAUUUAGGUGCACGCUAACGAACACACGGUCAAAAUUAGUCCAGGGCCCCCACUACGACGUAUGUAGCCUUGCAUGGUUAAACCCCACAAUUGGACUUGCUAUUCUAGAAGAAACACAAUGGAUAUUGCCUUGUUUUAGGUUGAACUGUGGCAGAAACUGGCUGGUUGCACUGAAGUAAGCCACAGGGAGCAGUUGCAGCCCUCGCUCUCAUGUCCCACCCUCACCCCCGCCCGUAAAUUUUGGCAUAUGGAGACAUUCGUUUUGGACUGGAGAAGCAACGCAAGAGAGCUUCAUGCAUUAGCCCCAUUCAGUUAAUCUCGGUACGUCCAGGCACUGUUUUGGGAACACAGGCCAGUUCUGAAUAUGGCAGUGCCGAGCUUUUCCCGAAACAGUUGCAUAUGUGAGAGGCCCAAAAGGAUGUGCUAGCACUGUCCGAGCUCCGACUAUGAAAGGUGAAGCCAGCUUACAGGCGAGUUCGAGGCAACUGUUAUUCAUAGUGCAAGCUGACAUUGUAACCGCCUUUUACAACACGCAAAUGCCGAUAGCAGAUGCCGCGUGCAUUGUUAAGGUAUGCCAUGCCCGCUGCUGUUCUUGACAGUGCCGAAUUUCAAAGGAGCAGGGUUUGGGAACAUUCUCAAGCAAAUUUCAACAACCACCAUUGCACAGGAUGGGACAAUAUUAUAUUGCCCUUACACACGGUCCGCGCCUGGAUAACAUUUUUUUGCAGUGUGCACCGCCGCUUUCGGUAAUUUUACAAUGCCAAAGAAAAACCGAUGCAUUUUUGAUUGCUCGUUCAGUUCAUGUAUUUGUGUCGCUUAUAUGGCUUUCGGGAAAGCAGCUGAAAUAUGUUGCUAGGUUUGGUUCCGAGUACUUAACUGUGCUUCCUUCUUGUUGUUUUCGGGGGUGCAGUGCUUUCUCGUUGUCCAGUUAAGAGAGUGCAGCUGUGCAAGGCAUCUAUAAGGCAACGUUUGGCGGCAAUACAUGAACCAUUUUUGGUCCGCCUUUAUUACUUUAUUUCCAGAGUCAACAUUUUGCCGACGCCUUUAGAUCCUACCAAAUCGACAAAUUAUUGUUAUCACGAUUUGGUGUGGAAUUUGUUGUCACUUUUUGGCGACACCAAAAGAAAACUUCGACGUCCUCGUUAAAACUGCAAGAGCGGGCAAGAACCAAAGCAGGACUGCUACACUCUCUUAAUGACGGAGUUGAAUUCAGUCGCGUCACUGCUGAUGUACUUCCUGUUAUUUAAGGCAGCCCCACCCUUAUCCCGCCUCGCCCUUAAAUCACCAUUUUCGUUGUUGUUUUUUCAAUUUUUUGCUUUCUUGGCAACUUGAUAUGUGCGCACAUUUGUGUCAACACAUCGUGAUGCACGUUUAUUAUUUUGUAAUUAUUAGGGCACGUGCAGCAUCUCAGCCGCAACACGUUUAAGAAAGGAAAAAAGAUGAUUUUUGUUACUGGAUGCAUUUGUUUUAAGUAGAGCUCCGUGUUCUGUUCUGUAUUUUGCGAUUGUGUAAUUUAACAAAGCUACAUCGAAUCAUGCGCGUACAUCAACAAGUAACUUGUCCUCCACAUAUACAUUUUUUUUCCCCCCGUCACAUUCAUUUCGAUGUCUCAAACUCUGAAAAGUUGUCGCUCUUUUUUUUUUUGCCUUUGUUAUCAUUUUAUUGUACACAGUAUUCUUGCUUUUGCCUGCUUUUAUUAUUAUAUUUUUGUAAGCAAUCCUGUCCAAACGUCAGUUUUGAGUUGUGUGUGGCCACCGAUGUAUACCAAGUUGUCCAUAUGCAUACCUGAGCUUCUGUUGUGUUCUAUCCUCCGUGCGCUUUUUAUGUUGGCUGUACCCACUGUUUGUUUUACUACACCUGAGUUUUUCAGGCUGACCAUUUGCACAUACACUUGAGUUGUCCUCUGCUGACACUUGGUCCAGUCAUCCAGAGUAAAGAAAAAAGUGCCAUUUUUCGUAAAAAUGUGUGGUGGUUGUAUUUCUUCUGCCUGCUUGACACACGCACACAUGCUUUUAAAUGAGCAACACUAAGCAAGCAUUUUAUUAAAGCAAAAUAUGAAAUUGCUUGAGUU
Molecule: messenger RNA, 9801 nt
Organism: Dermacentor silvarum
Lineage: Eukaryota; Metazoa; Arthropoda; Arachnida; Ixodida; Ixodidae
Product: transcription factor 12
Exons: 15
Coding region: 412-2373 (653 amino acids)
Biological process (GO): regulation of transcription by RNA polymerase II
Cellular component (GO): transcription regulator complex
Molecular function (GO): RNA polymerase II cis-regulatory region sequence-specific DNA binding; DNA-binding transcription factor activity, RNA polymerase II-specific; protein dimerization activity
Source: RefSeq, a predicted model, not a curated record